AUGUCCCAAUACGGCAAAUUUCACAACUUUUGUCGCGAUACAGGCAGCGCGCGAUCAACACUGCCAGUGUGUAAUCUCUUUGACGAAUCGAUAUCAAGAGGAGGCAAUGGCUUUGGUGGAUGCGAGCUUCGAGGCAUCUCGCUGUCAGGCGACAGAUAUCUCGCCAACCUUGGUUCCAUAUUGAUCGACGGUCUGGCCAUCCUCAUCGCCCUGUUCCUGAUCUGGAGAUCGAACAGAAAGCGCGCUGCUGUUGGAAGAAGGGAAAUGCAAUUGUUCCUCGUUGGCUUCAUCCUCAUCUCGAUCUGCGAAAUCUUCACUAUUGGCUGGUUUCCUCUUAAUGGUGGCGUGCGAAGGGCCUUCACUGCCGUACACAUUGCUGCCAUCAUUGCAACUACAUGGAUUCUCCUCAUGAACGCUGCUGUUGGCUAUCAGUUCUUGGACGAUGGAACUUUCGUCUCGCUGGCUCUAAUCUUUGGUUCAGCUGCUAUUCUCUUUAUCGGCACUGGCUACAUUGCGCUCGACACUGGUUUCAGCUGGACUGGAUACUGGGAUGACACGCUUGUUGCUCCUAACCGCGCAUACGCUCUAUACACAUUGUACCAGCUUGUUCCGCUGGUCUUUCUCUUCAUCUUCUUCAUUCUGGAGGCUUUUAUCGUCAUCAGAGUGCUCGGCGAGAUCAGACCCAUGUUCUACCUCAUCGCAGCAGUGCUCCUCUUCGCUAUCGGACAGAUCUUCCAAUAUGUCAUCAGCGUACACCUUUGUAAUGCGACCAACGGAGCCAUCAACGGAGGUCUCUUUGAAUCACUAUUCACUCUCUUGGCCAUUAUCAUGAUCUGGGUCUUCUGGUCCAGCAUCACCGAAGACGACUGGCCUCUACCCUCGACUGAGACCAGCACAUACAACUGA
Molecule: messenger RNA, 906 nt
Organism: Aureobasidium melanogenum CBS 110374
Lineage: Eukaryota; Fungi; Ascomycota; Dothideomycetes; Dothideales; Saccotheciaceae
Exons: 6
Coding region: 1-906 (301 amino acids)
Biological process (GO): protein folding
Cellular component (GO): endoplasmic reticulum membrane
Source: RefSeq, a predicted model, not a curated record